Mandrillus leucophaeus (drill) is the source of this 1400-nucleotide messenger RNA. It is a transcript of the gene EIF4E, whose product is annotated as eukaryotic translation initiation factor 4E. Gene Ontology annotation, biological process: translational initiation. The record is from RefSeq and is a predicted model, not a curated record. Gene Ontology annotation, molecular function: translation initiation factor activity; RNA 7-methylguanosine cap binding. Gene Ontology annotation, cellular component: eukaryotic translation initiation factor 4F complex; cytoplasm. NCBI's taxonomy places the organism in Eukaryota, Metazoa, Chordata, Mammalia, Primates, Cercopithecidae.
UGCCUUUGGCCCCCACCCCCACGGGUCCCCGCGCUCCGUCCCCCUUCUAACUGGGGGACUCCGCGGGACUGCGUUCCCGGCGCGCACUCUACCCCUUGCCGCCCCCUCCCCCUCAUGUUGGACCUGACCUCCCGCGGACAAGUGGGGACGUCCCGGAGGCUGGCCGAGGCGGCGUGUAGCGCACACUUUCUGGAAACCACCCCUACUCCUAAUCCCCAGACUACGGAAGAGGAGAAAACGGAAUCUAAUCAGGAGGUUGCUAACCCAGAACACUAUAUUAAACAUCCUCUACAGAACAGAUGGGCACUCUGGUUUUUUAAAAAUGAUAAAAGCAAAACUUGGCAAGCAAACCUGCGGCUGAUCUCUAAGUUUGAUACUGUUGAAGACUUUUGGGCUCUGUACAACCAUAUCCAGUUGUCUAGUAAUUUAAUGCCUGGCUGUGACUACUCACUUUUUAAGGAUGGUAUUGAGCCUAUGUGGGAAGAUGAGAAAAACAAACGGGGAGGACGAUGGCUAAUUACAUUGAACAAACAGCAGAGACGAAGUGACCUUGAUCGCUUUUGGCUAGAGACAAGGUGGGAUCUUGCUGUGUUGCCUAGGUUGGUCUCAAACUCCUGGCCUCAAGUGAUCCUCCUUCAGCCUCCCAGAGUGCUGGAAUUACAGCUGCUGUGCCUUAUUGGAGAAUCUUUUGAUGACUACAGUGAUGAUGUAUGUGGCGCUGUUGUUAAUGUUAGAGCUAAAGGUGAUAAGAUAGCAAUAUGGACUACUGAAUGUGAAAAUAGAGAAGCUGUUACACAUAUAGGGAGGGUAUACAAGGAAAGGUUAGGACUUCCUCCAAAGAUAGUGAUUGGUUAUCAGUCCCACGCAGACACAGCUACUAAGAGCGGCUCCACCACUAAAAAUAGGUUUGUUGUUUAAGAAGACACCUUCUGAGUAUUCUCAUAGGAGACUGCGUCAAGCAAUCGAGAUUUGGGAGCUGAACCAAAGCCUCUUCAAAAAGCAGAGUGGACUGCAUUUAAAUUUGAUUUCCAUCUAAAUGUUACUAAGAUAUAAGAGAAGUCUCAUUCGCCUUUGUCUUGUACUUCUGUGUUCAUUUUUUUUUUUUUUUUUUUUUUUUGGCUAAAGUUUCCACUAUCCCAAUCAAAGAAUUACAGUACACAUCCUCAGAAUCCAUAAAUGUGUUCCUGGCCCACUCUGUAAUACUUCAGUAGAAUUACCAUUAAUUACAUACAGAUUUUAUCUAUCCACAAUAGUCAAAAAACAACUUGGCAUUACUAUACUUUACAGGAAAGAAAAUUCUGUUGUUCCAUUGUAUGCAGGAGCAUAUUUUGCUGGUUUGAAAGAUUAUGAUGCAUACAGUUUUCUAGCAAUUUUCUUUGUUUCUUUUUACAGCAUUGUCU